This is a messenger RNA of Erigeron canadensis, 2665 nucleotides long. RefSeq lists its product as uncharacterized. NCBI's taxonomy places the organism in Eukaryota, Viridiplantae, Streptophyta, Magnoliopsida, Asterales, Asteraceae. Gene Ontology annotation, cellular component: nucleus; cytoplasm. Gene Ontology annotation, molecular function: poly(A) binding. The transcript has 10 exons. The coding region runs from base 241 to 2148 and encodes 635 amino acids. Gene Ontology annotation, biological process: mRNA processing; regulation of mRNA stability. The record is from RefSeq and is a predicted model, not a curated record.
CGCUAUAGAGCACACAGAAGAGAAGCAACCAUAUAUACACAGAAAAUAGACGGCAAAAAGCAACCAACCUGAUCCUUCUCUUCCGUUAAUUCUUUCUUCUUCGUCAUCAUCCUCUCAGCUGCAGAGAAUAAUGAGUGUAUAUUGUGAAUUUGGUUUAGAUUGAAUUAAGGAAGGGAUUGAUAUAGCUGAGAGGGUUUGGGAGUUUUUUGAUUGUUUCGGAUACGGAAAGGCGGCGGUUGGAUGGAUAUUGCAGAUGAUUUGACUUUUCGGAUUAUAUUUUCGGGUGAUGGAGCUGGACGGUUGCGUGAUCGAGUUAAGGAAAAGCUUAAGGAGUUUAUGGGAGACUAUACUGAUGAUACUCUUGUGGAAUAUGUGAUUGUUCUGCUGAAAAAUGGCAGGCGCAAAGAAGAAGCAAGGAAUGAGUUGAAUGUCUUUUUGGGUGAUGACAGUGACUCUUUUGUAUCUUGGCUGUGGGAUCAUUUGCGAUCAAAUUUAGACCUAUAUGCACAAUCAAAAGAAUCUCAUCCAGCUGAAGUUGUCAAACAGAAACCACAGUCUGAAUUAGAGGGGAUAAAAUCUGCUGAUAAAUUAUCCAAUAAGAGUCGAAGAAACAAAGAUUGGAAAGGGGUUAUAAGAGAUCCUGAUGAACCCCCUCCACUUCGCAGUGCAGUCAUUGCCAAUGUCCACAAGAAACGAUCAGUUUCGCCUCAACCACCAAUUUAUAGAAAAAGAGGCCGGAGUGUUGAAAGAAAUCAAGUUGAUGAAAGAGCUCAAUCUGAUGUCAGAUCAGGAGCCAAGAGAGAAGAGGUUACUAAAUCAAGCCUAGGGGCCUCACGAAGGCUACUGCAAUUUGCAGUUCGAGAUGCAGUUGCAAUGAAUAGGUCCCCUGGUUUGACUUCUGAGCCAUCAUUUAAGCGUUUGCGUUCUGUAGUUUCUACACCCAUUGAGGACUCUCCACUUGAAGGUCGCCGUCCUAAGAUCCGUUCAGUUGCAAGAGUGCCUAAUGCCAUGACUGUUGCCAUUAAAGCUGUAGCAGAUGCUGCUAGAGAUGUUUCUAAAGUGAGAACUUCAGGAAAUGUGUUUGACCGUCUUGGCCGUAGUUCGGAUAUAUCAGAUCCCACUGACGCAUUUACGAAUGAUGAUGAAAAACACGGAGGUUUUACUCAAGCUACAGUUGAUAAUGUUGUAACUUAUCCUGAGCAAUAUGUUGAGGAUAUUCCUAUGCUGGAACAUGAUGCAGGAUUAGCUUCUGACUUUGCAUAUAACAUAGAUCAUACGAUUAAAACGGAUAAUUCUCAUAUUGGUAAAUCAGGUGGGCAUUUCGGUAGUCUGCAUUACAAUGCAAAGCGUGUUGUGGAUGGAAAACCUCACAAGUUACACAGAGAUCAGGAUACUCCUGUUAUGAUGGCUAAUUUCUCUCGUAAAAUGGUAGAUAUUUCUUCAGACAUUGAGAAUCAGAAACUUGUACAGGAGUCUGAGUUGGGUGCUGGCAACUAUAGAAAUCCUGUAAAUGUUAGCAAUGGAAACGGGGUACCAGCUAUACAUGCUCAAAAGGAGAUUCAGAAGACACUGCCAUCGACUGCAGGUGUAAAUUCUGCUGGUCGACCUACUGAAGAUGCGGAUUUACGCACUAUUUUUGUUAGCAAUGUCCAUUUUGGUGCCACUAAGGAUAGUCUUUCUCGGCACUUCAACAAGUUUGGGGAUGUGCUGAAAGUGGUUAUCGUGACUGAAACAGCAACUGGACAACCAAAAGGAUCAGCUUAUGUGGAGUUCAUGAGAAAAGAUGCAGCGGCAAAUGCUUUGUCUCUGGAUGGUACAUCCUUUAUGUCACGUAUUCUUAAGGUUGUAAUGAAAAGUCCUGCUCAACAAGAAGCUGCAUCUGUCACAAUGUGGCCUCGUGUUUCCCGGGCUUCCACAUUUACUGUAUCUAGAUUUGGUAGAGUUCCAUUCCCGAGAGGAAUCGUCAGUCCAUACAGAUCCCGUUAUCCGAUCAAAACAGGUGCUAGGAGCUUGCAGUGGAAACGUGAAGCUCAAAACCCAUCAUCUGAGACCAUCCAGAGCCCCACCACCAUCCCAUCUCCUACCACCCGAAGUCUUAUAUAUGUCCGAACUGAGAACAAGAUAGAUGGAAGUUCCAAUGCCGCCUGAACUUCAGCUCCUGGCAAUGCAAUUAUUCACAGAUGUGGAUCUCAUGAAAAAGUGGUAAAUAUGGACUUCAUUUUUAGUUGAUGGUCAAGUGCAUGGAAGGCUUAGUGAUGGUGGUGUAAUGAGUUCUUAGGGUUAGUGGCAGUUUCUGGGCGGAUUAUUUUUGGUAUUCUCUUUUUUGGGUCUAAUUAGUUUUUUUUGGUUGGCGUGGAAAGAGGGAUUUAGUUGGGUAAUGUUUUGAGUUAAUGUAAUAAGAUGAUGCCUACGGGACCAUAUUUGUACGUCAACAGAUAUUGAUUACUUGAAAAAGGCAAGUCCUACCAAAAACAUGUAAAAGAAAAAAAAGAGAAGGGAAGUAAGAAUGAAACACAAAGAAAAGAAGAAAAAAUUGAAUUAGGACAUGCUGUUUUUGCCCUUUUUUCUUGUCUUGGUUGAUGGUUAUAUACUCCAUUUGUUUCUUUUUUAUGAUUUGGAAGAAGUUAAAUCGAAUAAUUAAACAGGUACCAUAUCAUUUGUUGAA